Manacus vitellinus (golden-collared manakin) is the source of this 3666-nucleotide messenger RNA. RefSeq names its product podocan (gene PODN). Gene Ontology annotation, molecular function: protein binding. Lineage: Eukaryota; Metazoa; Chordata; Aves; Passeriformes; Pipridae. The record is from RefSeq and is a predicted model, not a curated record.
AGUGCAGCUCCAGUCUCCCGCAAGGAAAUGCAGAAGCACAACCGUCUCUGUUCUCCUCUGCCAAUUCCAGCACGCUGGCUUUUGGCAUCCUCACGGAGCCUGCAAAUUGUGUUGACAAAAAGUAAUGGGAGAUUGUUUAUUUCCCAAGUCUUUAUAUUCAGUCAAUAGCUGCUUCCUCUUUCCUACUCACAUUUUCCCAUAUGGUGACUUUGGAAAAUUCCUCUCCGAUUUCGUUGGGAAGUGCAGGAGGCUCUCGUUGGUAGAGGGUUGCCUGUUGCUCUCUAAUUCUGCUGCUCACAUCUGGAAAGGAUCUGGCUUGGAAAGGGGAGACUCGCUGUGAGCUCAGUGCAUGUCACUGACAUGGCAUGUGAGGGAGCCUGUGGGGGCAACAGAAAUGUUCUUCUCCAUUCAGCUGAGUUCUGACAGCAAAGGUGCUGUCCCGGCCCGCGGGCAUGCCGGCGGCGGCCGGGCGCUGCUGGGCUGCCUGGGGCUCCCGGCGCUGCUGGCGCUGGGCUGCCCCGCCCACACCGACACCGAGCCCGAGCCCGAGGCGGCCCGGCCCCCGCGGCCCGGCCCGCCUGCCCCCCGCGACUGCGGCUGCACCCAGGAGGGCGUCGUGGACUGCGGCGGCAUCGACCUCAAGGAGUUCCCGCUGCUGCUGCCCGAGCUCACCAACCACCUGUCCCUGCAGAAUAACCAAAUAGAAGAAAUCUUUCCAGAAGAACUUGCUCGUCUUUACAGACUGGAAACUCUCAAUCUGCAAAACAACAGGCUGACUUCAAAAGGGUUGCCAGAAGAAGCAUUUGAACAUCUGGAGAACCUGAAUUACCUGUACCUGGCAAACAAUAAGCUAACAGUGGCUCCGAAAUUCCUACCAAAUGCCUUGAUCAGUGCAGAUUUUGCAGCCAAUUAUCUCACUAAGAUAUAUGGGCUCACAUUUGGACAGAAACCAAAACUGAGAUCUGUGUAUCUUCAUAACAACAAACUUUCAGAUGCUGGGUUACCUGAUAACAUGUUCAAUGGCUCUGCUAAUGUGGAGAUACUCAUCAUGUCCAGCAAUUUCUUGAAGUAUGUGCCAAAGAAUCUCCCUCCAGCACUGUACAAAUUACACUUACAGAGCAACAAGCUGGAGAAGAUUCCCAAAGGAGCCUUCAGUGAACUCACAGGUCUGCGGGAGCUGUACUUACAGAACAACUACUUGUCUAAUGAAGGAAUGGACAACGAAACUUUCUGGAAAUUGUCCAGUCUUGAAUACCUGGAUUUGUCCAGCAAUAACCUCUCACAAAUCCCAAGUGGUUUACCUCGAAACAUCGUCCUCCUCCACCUGGAGAAGAAUGCAAUUAAGGUGAUUGACAGAGAUGUGUUAACCCAAAUUAAGAACCUGGAGUACCUUCUGCUCCACAAUAACAAAUUAAAAGCCCGAGGGAUUCACCCAUUAGCCUUCCAGGGCUUAAAAAAGCUGCACACUGUCCACCUGUACAACAACAUGCUGGAAAGGAUUCCCAGUGGGCUGCCCCGGCGUGUGAAAACACUUAUGAUCCUUCAUAACCAGAUCUCUGAGAUCAACAGGAAUGACUUUGCUACCACUUACUUCCUUGAGGAGCUGAACCUGAGCUACAACAAGCUCAAAAGUCCCCAGAUCCAUCGGGAGGCCUUCCGUAAGCUGAGGCAACUAAAGUCCUUGGAUCUUUCUGGAAACAAUCUCCACACAGUCCCCUUUGGCUUUCCAAAGAACUUGCAGGUCCUGAAGCUGAAGGAAAACGAGAUAAGCAUCAUCCCAAAAGGGACUUUGUCUGGCAUGACAAAACUGCGGGAACUGUAUUUGAGCAACAAUAAACUGAAAGUAAAUUCAAUUUAUUCAAGAGCUUGGAGAGAACUCAGCAGUCUCCAGUCACUAGACAUGGCUGGCAACCAGCUGACAUCCAUCCCACUGGGCCUGCCGGAAUCUCUGGAAUAUCUGUAUCUCCAGAACAACAAGAUCACAACAGUUUCAGAGCAUGCUUUUGAAUCCACACCCAAAAUAAAGGGGAUUUACCUCAGGUUUAAUAAGAUUGCAGUUGGAGCACUGAAAGAAAGUACCUUCCAAAACCUAAAGCACUUACAGGUACUGGAUAUUGAAGGGAACCUUGAAUUCAGCAACAGUUCAAAGAAUAAGGAUGAUUCAGAAGAGGAAAUGGAAGAUGAGGAAGAGGAAGAAGAACUGAGAUAAAAUGUGAACUCACACAAUCACACCAUGGGAGAGGAAAACAUAUGGAAACUUACAUAUAUGUCUAUGUGUAUAUAUCUAUAUAGAUAUACAGAGAACACUUAGCAGAACGUGCAAUGAAUUACGCAGAAACUGUCGUGGCACUGAGCCAGGCUCAUGGAAGACAGUGUGUUACAGUGCCUUAUUCAGGGAAAGACCCUGAAUGCCUUUCCAAAGCUUCCAAAUCAUCUUAUACAAGACCCAGGAUCAUAAGGGAUUGCUUGGGAACUCACAAAAGCUGGCUUUUGUUUCUUCUGUUUCUCUUCCUUCACUGUUUCCAUCUGUAAUACGGGGCUGUUUUCAACACAUGCCUUCAAAUGCCAUUUUUGUCGCUGCAUUUUAAGUGAACCAUGUAUAAGCUUCUUUUCCUCCACCCCAAAGAAGCUGUUGCUGAUCAGGCAAGAUGAAUAUUUUCAGUAGUUUCAUGUGUGGAGCAGUGUAUGAGGCAUUUUGGUCAUCAAGCAACACUAAUAAUUCUGGGUGCAACUACUCCUCUGUUAUAAAAAUGUGUAUAUUUGGAUGAGAAAAACAAAAUAAGGCUGGAUCCCAAAAUAUUUUAUCUCUACUGCCAAAGCCUGCAGUAUAUUCCUGUUUUAGAAAGGUUUUAAGAUAAAACUAUUGCUCUUGUGAAUAUAUAUAUAUAUAUAUAUAUAAAAUCUGUAUGUCUGCCUUCCAGAGCUUUGCUAAAGUCUCUGUUUGCUCUUGUAUGCCCGUGUGGCAGUUGUGUGAACGUCUCUAAAGGUAUGGAGUGACACUGUGAAGUGUAAUAUAUGUGGUUGAAUUUUUUACAUAGUGUAUCUUAUUCUCAUUGAGAGUCAGGAGUGAGACUAGUGAUGUAAAAGAGAUAAGUGAGCGUGGGCUGUCUCGGGAGAAAACUGUUAAGUGUCAAGAGAAAUUUGUUUAGUUCAAGUCUUGAGACAGUGCCUGGUGUUGUACUCAAAGCCUCACCUAUUUUAUGAUGUCAAGUACUUUCAGCUCCUGUUGGAGUCAUGGAAAAUAAGGAAACCAAGGAAAAGAAGACUCACGGAGGUACAAGUUUUUUAGUUGAUUAUAAUGUCCUUCAUCUGAGGCAGUUAAUCUGCAUGAGGAAAUGGUCUUUUCUUUUGAGGAUUUCUGAUUGAACACAUGUUGUUUUGUACACUGCAUUCCAGGAUUUACUUGGAAACACAGUUGGCUUAAUUUUUUACCAGCUGUUUUCCUGCUGGAGAUCUAGUUCCACACUCUCCCUUUGGUUCCCAUAGCACAUGACAGUAAUUUCAAGCUGUUUCCUACCUUAGACAAUUCAACACAAUCAUCAAUCAUAGAAGGAAAGAUUUCUUCCUGAAAAAAAUAAGAACUUGGCCCUAAAAACUGCAAACCCCCAUAUUUUUGAACAGCAGCUAUACAGCUGAGCAAUAAAAUGACCUUCUUGACUGCUGGGA